This is a messenger RNA of Clarias gariepinus (North African catfish), 3728 nucleotides long. RefSeq names its product protein phosphatase Slingshot homolog 3. Gene Ontology annotation, cellular component: cytoplasm. The transcript has 16 exons. Gene Ontology annotation, molecular function: actin binding; protein tyrosine/serine/threonine phosphatase activity. The record is from RefSeq and is a predicted model, not a curated record. NCBI's taxonomy places the organism in Eukaryota, Metazoa, Chordata, Actinopteri, Siluriformes, Clariidae. Gene Ontology annotation, biological process: actin cytoskeleton organization; protein dephosphorylation; negative regulation of actin filament polymerization. Bases 1594 to 3441 code for a protein of 615 amino acids.
AACCAGCAUUAGAUUAUUUGAGGUUUGACACAGAUACUGGUCACAUAUCGAAUCUCGAGUUUUAUACAAUACUGACCAGACCUAGGAGAUGGAGGAGUGUGACAAGGGUGAAAAUAAAAGGUAUAGCAUAGAUGUUGGGUAGCGGUUAGAUCAGUUGCAUUACACCUCCAGGACUCUCACCUGGGCUAGGUUCUCAUGUUCUCCUCAAACUUAGUGGGUUUCCUCCUGGCGUACUGGGUUCAUUCCCCCGACCCUUUCCAGCUGUUAGAUGUUUCCCUCUGUAGGGUGUGUGGUGGGGGGGUGCUUGUGGUCAAAGGCGUUGCUGCCUUAAGAAAGGUUCCAACCUCUUACAGGGGUAACUGACCAGCAUGAUGUCAUCAUCGGACGUUGUGACCAACUUUCAGAUGUGAUGAUGGUUAAUUAAAAGGAAAGAAGUCAUAUAAUAGACAUAUAAUUAUUGCAUAUAUUGUCUGUGAUAUCCGGAGUGUUUUGCAGUACUGUGGAGUGUAGAUGAUGAUGAUGAUGAUGAUGCAAUAGUGGGAGUGUACUUUGUGUAAGACAGUCAGGUAUGUCAGUAAUAUUGUGAGUAAAGUGUUUGUAAGUAUAGUGUAGAAUAUUGUGAGUGGUGUGUGUGUGAGUGUGAUUUGCAAUAUCUGGAUUAUAGACCGCUAUGUUAAUAUACUGUUGAGUAUAGUCCUUGAUGUUGUGGAGUAUAGUCGCUGGCAGCAGCAGUGUGGAGUAUGACCGGCGGUUUUGCGAGUAUGGUCCAUGCUGUGAGUAUGGAUGGUUGUUUUGUGAGUGUAGUCUGUGGUGGUGUAGCGAGUAUUGCCAGUCAUGACACAAGUGUGGCUUGGAAUAUUGUGAGUAUAUUUUGUACCAUAAAUAUAGUCUGUGAUUUCCAGAGUAUGGUGAUGUAUAUGUCAGUAAAAUGGAACAGGUUUUGUGUCGCAGUGUAAUGCUGUAUCGGGUUGGACAGGAUUCAUUUAAUAAUAAACUCACCUUCUCCUUUUAUCGGUGUCUGCUGAACUCACUGUCAGUUCACUGAAGAACAACAUAAGACGGAAAGCUGACACUUCCAGCAGUGUGUCGUUUCAACAGUAAACAUUGUUAGCAGAGCAAACAUGCAGGAAGGUUUUGCAUCACCAUCUCAAAUUUCACACACACUCUCUGCUCAGAAUGCACAGACUAGCUUAAACUGGGGCGAGAGCAGAAGUAGAGGACAACGUCUCGACUAGCUUUAUUGCUAAAUGCCGGUGUGCCCUCGCCGGGUAAAGCAGGCUAGGUGAAGCACGAAAGGUAAACUAGGUCUUGUAAGGAGCAUGAUGUGUAGAAAUGUUGAUGUAAGACAGGUGACAUGAAAAAACUUUCCAGGAGAAGUGAGACACGGUGCGUAAGGUGAAGUGUGCAGGCUUAAGUUCACCAGGUGAUUCCACACAAGUGCCAUGUGCCAGGUAACGUGUGCCAGGUGACGUGAGGCAGGUAACGUCUGCCAGCUCAUGUGCGCCUAAUGAACUGCCCUGACAGCUGGCGUGUAAACACCUUGGCACCAGUCACGCCUCACCCGAGCGGUGUUUCAGUGAGCCGAGAGCCGGGAUGGCGUUACUGACUCUGCACAGAUCACCGUCUGUCUCCACAGCGCCUGACGAAGCCAUUACAAGACGACAGAGACUUCAGAAAAGGGAGAGCUUCGCCUUUGUCGGAGGCGCGGUGCUUUUACUCGAGGAAGGAGCGAGGAAGGGGCCACAUGUAGAAGCCACGCCCGAAGAAGAGCUUAUAGGCGGAGCUUCCGAUAACAAGAGCAAGCAUUUACAUGCUAUGAUUUCGCGACUGAGACCUGAAGACACCGUCAAACUGGCUGUCCGUCUGGAGUCAGUAAACCCCGUCAGAGUGAGAUAUUUAAUUAUCGUCUCGACCACCAGCCGCAAAGAGGAGAGUCUUCUGCUCGGCAUGGACUUCCCAAACGUGAACAGUGAGGAUUGCACUAUCGGCCUGGUUCUGCCCAUAUGGAGCGACACUCAGGUUUUUCUGGAUGGAGACGGUGGCUUCAGCGUGACGUCUGCAGAGUAUACGAGGAUAUUUAAACCUGUGUCUAUUCAGACCAUGUGGUCCGUGCUCCAGGCGCUGCACGGCUGUUGCGAGCGCGCGGUGAAGGGCGCGGUGAUCCCGGGCUGCGGGCUGGACUGGGCUCAGCACUACAAACAGAACACGGACUCGGACCAGCAGUGUGUGAACGAGUGGAAGGCCAUGAUGGGCCUGGAGUCAGUGCGCAAGAACACCAAAAGCCACAGCACGGAGAGAGAGAGAGUGGAGAGAGAGAUCAAAGUCCAGCUCCGAGACAUCAUGAGAACAGUGGACCUGGAGAACAUCACCUCUAAAGAGGUUCGAACUGCUCUAGAGGAAAGGAUCGGUUUAGACAUGAAGAACUAUAAGGAGUACAUUGACAAUGAGAUGAUGGUCACCAUGGCUCAGAUGGACAAACCGUCCAAGAUCCUAGACUACCUUUACCUGGGCUCCGAGUGGAACGCAGCUAACUUCGAGGAGCUUCAGAAAAACAAUGUGGGUUACAUCCUGAACGUCACCAUGGAGAUCGAUAACUUUUUCCCAGAAUCCUUCACCUACAUGAAUAUCCGAGUGUACGACGUGGAGUCCACGGAUCUGCUCUCGCACUGGAAUAACACCUACAUGUUCAUUAGCGAAGCCCGGAACACCGGCCAGUCCGUAUUGGUGCACUGUAAGAUGGGCGUGUCUCGCUCCGCCUCCACGGUCAUCGCGUUCCUGAUGAAGCAGCAGGGCUGGACGUUGGAGGAGGCGCUGAACCACGUGAGGGAGCGCAGACCCAUCGUUCAGCCCAACGACGGCUUCCUCAGGCAGCUCCAAACCUACAGCGGCAUCCUCAAUGCAAGUAAACAGCGGCACAGCUCCCUGUGGAAGCGCAAGUCCAGAGCGGAGACACUGAAUAAACCGGCGCAGAAGCGGGAUGCCGAGGGAGAGGGAGAGGGAGAGGGAGAGCGAGGAGACGAUGAGCAUGAAGACGAUGACGUGCCGAGUCCAGAAGAAGAAGAAAGCACAGAUGAGGAUGAGGCGAGAGAUGUGUUCACUGACUCAGUGUCUGGUCUUCUCCCUGAUGCAAAAGAAGAAACAACAAACCCUCUAAUCACCAUCCAGGACAGUGACAUGGUGAGCCCGAGUCCCAGCAGAAGUGGAAGAAUGGAUCUGUUUUCUCUCAUGCAGUCCAUCCAGCUGGAUGACGAGGAGCGACUGAGUGAUCUAGAAAACGCUGCGGCUCAGAGGAAAUCUCCGGCGCAGAGGAGACGCAGCAGUCACAAACGCAGAGCUCUGACUCACCAGAAAGCCCACGUGGACGUUUCUCCAGACCCGAAAAGCCUGCCACACAGCAGGGAACAGGAAAACCCAGGACUCGGCACUGGCAGUAACAAGUAACAACGAGGAAAGGAGAAAGGACAAAAAUAGAGAAGAGGAAGAACCACACCUCUGGAACAGACUGGUCCUGAUCGAGAUCAUUUUAAUGAAUCAUGUGAGAAUAAUGGUGAGGGAUUUAUUCAUAUUUUAAGUUUAGGGGUUGGCUCGAAAAAGACAGGAUCACACACACACACACACACACACAAAUGAUUUCCCACAUUUACUCAUUUUAAUGAACUUUAGUGCAUAAACUGUGCAGUAUAAGUGGAAUAAAACAGACACACACACACAGACACACACACACACAC